AUGAAGUUCUUAUCGGCCGGCCUCUUGGCCCUCACGGCUCCUCUUGCCAGUGCGGCCGCGUUCUCACUCUUCGAUCCCUCGCAAGUCUCACUGAAGACCGAUGACUCCAAGUUUCCCGUCGAGGGCGAUAACCCACUGAACUACUGUGCCGACCCGACCAGUUACCGCCUUGAAAUUGAGUCGGUGGAUCUCACGCCCAACCCCCCUCUUGCAGGUGAGAAGUUGAUCAUCUCCGCCACAGGUACCUUGCUCGACCGAGUUGAGAAGGGCGCCACAGUGAACCUCGAAGUGAAGUGGGGUCUUAUUACCUUGAUCAAGCAGACUGUCGACCUCUGCGAUGAACUCAAGAACGUGGAUAUGUCGUGUCCUCUGGAGAAGGGCAAGAUGGUUCUGACAAAGGAGGUGGAACUGCCCAAGCAGAUUCCUCCCGGCAAAUACUCGGUUCUGGCUGAUGUCUACAACAAGGACUUGAAGCAGGUCACCUGCCUCAAAGCCGACGACAUUCAAUUCCACUUAUGA
Penicillium canescens is the source of this 519-nucleotide messenger RNA. Its product is annotated as ML domain-containing protein. The record is from RefSeq and is a predicted model, not a curated record. Gene Ontology annotation, molecular function: sterol binding. The transcript is spliced from 3 exons. Gene Ontology annotation, biological process: intracellular sterol transport. NCBI's taxonomy places the organism in Eukaryota, Fungi, Ascomycota, Eurotiomycetes, Eurotiales, Aspergillaceae. Bases 1 to 519 code for a protein of 172 amino acids.